Molecule: messenger RNA, 4595 nt
Organism: Acanthochromis polyacanthus (spiny chromis)
Lineage: Eukaryota; Metazoa; Chordata; Actinopteri; Pomacentridae
Product: meiosis inhibitor protein 1
Biological process (GO): meiosis I
Source: RefSeq, a predicted model, not a curated record
AUGGGUGAAACGACUGCAGUGACCAGCGGGGAUAUUGUUUAUGACAAGUUCCACUUCAGACAUGACCCAAAAUGGAGCGGCCGCCUCGGGCCCGCAGAGGGUGGCGGACUGCUGCUCUGUGUGGCCUGUGUCAUGGAAAUGAUGGAGAGCGACGAUAUAGCGUCUGUGAGGAAGUCUUCUGCCUUGUCUGGUGUCAGUGGGGUGUUGAAGUGUUGUCCCGGAGCCCUAAGAGAGCUGCUCCGACAGGAUCACAGAGUCUCUCUGCAUUUUACGGCUACAUUGUUGGGGAUGCUUCAAACUGUGGAGGACCCUGUCACUCUAGAAAAGGUUGACCAAGUGCUGAUUCAGCUGCUUGUGGAGCUGCAGAGCGAGCUGUCAUUCCGCUUUGUUUUGGACGAGAUCCACAAACAGCUGAGUGACCAGCACACUGUGAAGCGUUUCCUGCCAACCUUCAGUUUCUUAGGGAACCUUGUGAAAGCGGUACCUAAUGUGGCCCACAGCCUCGUGACUCAGUAUGUGCCCCUGCUGGACCACCUGUGCUCAGCCAUGCUUUACCCAGAUGAAGCAUUUAAGACUUCAGUUUUAUAUGUGUGGCUCCAGCUGCUCGGGACACCCGGGGGCUCAAUCACCCAGGCCUUGCCAACUGGCAUCAGAGACAGGUUGUGUGUCCUGUUGCUGCAGACCUUAGCCAACGCCGACUCUCCACAGCUCAUCAGAAAUUGUCUAGGGCUGCUGUGGCAGCUAGUGCAGCUGGGCGAGGCAGUGUCAGUCCUGAUGAACAGCCCAGGCGCUCAGAUGAUGUGCAGUGAGAACGAGGACAUCCUCGCCAACAACAGCCAGACCCUCAGCCAAAACCAAGAGCAACAGCCAUCCGACCGCUGCCCUCUGCCUCUCAUACUGAAAAAGUUGCUGCUGAGUGGUGAUGAGAUGCUACAGGUGACCAGUGCUAAGUGUAUGGCAGCUGUUCUGGUUCAUUCUCCCAGUCAGUACAGCGCUCCCUUCAUCAAGGCUGAUGUGCCAGAGUUUCUGUUUGACUGUCUGGCGUCUACUAGUUGUGAGGCACUGCUGUGGUCUGUCUACAGCUGUUUGCUGCUGCUGACUGAAGACCCGCUCUUCUUCUCCCAGUGUCACUCCGUCUAUGGUAUCGAGUCUCUGGUGCGCAGUUUGAAGGAGGCUCUGCGGCUGACCAGCCUCGAAGUGCCAAAACAAGGUUUGCUGCUGCUGACUGAAAUACUGGAAAGACAGCCCCCGAGCGUGCAUCUGUUUCCCAGUGGCCCAGGGUUUGUGGCGGUCUCAGAGGCUGUGGUGGCUGGAGUCUCCUGCUCUUGCCUGCUGGUAGCCACGCAGGCCGCCAGCGCCGCCUCCGCCUUGUUCAGGCUAAAUCACCAGUCCAGACCAGUCCAGUACAAGGAAGUAGAAGGAUUGAUCGAGACCAUCACUAGCAGAUUCUGUGAGCUGCCUCUGCCCUCCUCUGCUCAUCGACAGCGGAUCUCUGGGAGUCUGAAGCGGCUCGAUCCUAGCAGCCAGCUUUCCAAGUCUGAACGAUUUCUGCUUCAGGCCCUGGUCUGUUUUCAAGCUGCCUGCAGGUUGGCUGAACAGUGUGCGUCAGAGCCUGUUCUGAGGGAGAACACGUUCACAGCUCCAUAUAAACACAACAACGAUCAGGACUCGGUGGAAUCUCUAUGCCAGUGUCUGCUGCGCUGCUGCGACUCCGUCUGGAUACCCACCGUUAUUAAGAUGUGUGAGCGUGCACCCAACGCCAAGUCACUGCAGUACUUCUACUCCAUCUUAUCUUCACAGUUCAUCCUACUUCCAGCUCUCAUGCCUGCCUUUGCAUGUAAACUCGCCUCCUCCGGUUUCUACAGGCUGGCUGUGGAGCACAAAGGCCUCUGUGCAGGAAACAGGAACCCAGAUCUGAAUGCAUCUUGCUGUGGUUUUCUACAGAAUCUCAGUGUGUGUCUGCUUUCCCGGUCAGACCCUGCUUCUGGUUCCUACCACCAUGGGGCCUCAUUAAGUAGAGAAUCUUCUGCCUGUGCAGCCUUCCGUCUCUGUGCUGCCAUCUGUCAGACCUGGCCCUCUCUGCUGUCUGAAUAUAAAGGACCAAGGGCCACCCAGUACUGCCUGGUGAUUAGUGCUCCCUUAGCUCUGCAGCAUGGAGACAGGCUCCUUCCAGACCAGACCGUGUUUUCCAGUGUGGUGCGGCUGCUGCGUUCAGUGCAGGAGCAGGGCAGCUGUGCCUUGCCUCCCUCUGUGCUCCGCUCUGCCCUCUACCUACUGGCAGUGACACCAGGAAAGAACCCCAGCCUUGACGGGGCUUCUUUGAACUGCAUCAGCAAGGCUCUCUCCUCCUGCCAAAGCUUCACUUCCCUCUACUUUCACCAUCCUGCUCUCCUCCACUUCAUCUGUGGCUAUCCAGAGCUCGCAAAUAAAUUUGAGCCCCUGGUUUUGGAACUUUGGUUGACCAAGCAAACUCACCACCCCAAUGUAGAGCAGAUCAAGACAGACAUGCAGAGGAAGGAUGAGAAGAGAGAAAGUCACGCAAAUGAGGCUCAGGAUCAGGAGGUGGACCCAGAAACCGUGGAGCUGCUGACUCUGAUGGACAAAUAUCCAGCUGUCAUUCUCACCCUCCUGGACAUGGUUUGCACCAGAGAGGCUCCCCUGGCAGAGCGAGUUUUAGGUGUGAUGGAGGUUUUUUUGCACAGCCAGAGAGACUAUGACACAGACUUGUGUGCAAAUCUUCGGACGGCCCUGCUCCAGGCUUUGCAGCGAGUUAGCGUGGAGAACGUGGGCCAUCGGCUUGGACAGGGAAACCCUGCACAAGUGAAUUCACUCCCUCUGCUGCUGAAGCUGCUUUGUGCUACACAGACCUGUGACCCGCCUUCAACCUCCCCCUACAGUGAAAUGGAAGGAGCGCACUUCAAGCUGCUCUACCAUGUGAGUAACACAGCGGCGAGACUGAAGCCUACGAACACAGAGAGCCUCCUGCCUGCCCUCAGCUACUUGUACUGCUGCCUGAGUCUGCCCCCUGCACACUGCACUGACAGAGCUGUCUCCAUGCUGCUCUCCAACACUGGGCUGAUGGAGCAGCUGCAGACAGUCAUCUCCUCCUCCUCUGCUCCAUCCCUCUCCCCACCAGCCUGUCCUCCUUUGGCCUUGCGGUGCUGCUGCCAUCUACUCCUGUCCUCCCUCAUUACCUUGCAGCGCGUUCACUCCGCUCAGGUCCAUAAGAGCAUCAGCUGGAGUCUGGACACAGCUGUGCAGCGACUUCUUCUUCAGAAAAGAAACACAGACAAUCUCCUGCUGGGUAACUGUUUGUCAGAGUUUGAUCCUCAGUGGAGCUCAUUUCAACUGUUCCUCUGCCCCUCCUGUGCGCUUCUGUUCCCUCUGCUACUUGAUUUUACUGUCUAUUUCCAUUUCACAUUUUCACUUCCCACUCUAUAUGCUCACAUACUCACUCCCUUCUGUCGUGUUGUGAAUCUGUUUCUCCUGUGGGCCGCCACAUUUGUUUGCCUACUCCUCUUUCACUGGCUCUCCUGUGUGUUGAGCCGUUCCAUCAUUCUGUUAAUUCCCUUUGCCUUUCCAGCCAUUUACCAGUCUGCUUUUCUUCCCUCUCGCUCUCAUUUUCUCUUUGCAGUAAGCUACUUGAGGUUGCUGCAGGCUCUGCUUGAUGCUGACUUUGCAUCCGCUCUGGUGUUUGUGAGCGCUGGUCCUGGCUUGGUGGGGGCCAAACCUCUCGGGGUGGAAGACGGUGCUCUGUACCCGCUUGGUUCCAGAGGGGCCCGGUGCCUCUCAACUGCCCUCAGUGGACUUCUUUUGCAGAAGCACGAGUUGCUGUUGAGAGCCUCUGUCAACUGUCUAAGUUCCCUGCUGGGCUUCCUUCAGAGGAAGAGUCCCACCACAGCCAAAAGCGUGGUGUGUCAACCAUGGAGUCGAUUUCUCCUCCACUGCCUGCUCAGCUCAGGAGAGAACUGCCUACUUCACCCUGCCAUUCUCAGACUCAUCGCCCUUCUACUGCAGGACAGCAGUACAACGGUGCUGUGGGAGCCUGACCUGCUUCAGGUGAUGGAGGCGGUGGAGAGGAGGGGGGUGAAGGAACUGAGCCAGGAAGCAGCGCAGGCCCUCAGGCUGCUUCUGACACAGAUCCAGAGCAGUGUUCUGCUACCCACAGAGGAGCAUAAGCAGAGAGUGGAGAACAUGAUGGAGGCGCUCGGACCGCAGAUGCCCGUUGUGAACUGCAGCCCCGGUCUAUCCAGCAGCCUCCUACGUGCUGGUGAUGUGUCCAUCUGUCUCUCUGAUUUUACCCUGAAAUCAGUCUGAUGUUCUGGUUAACUGAUGCAUAUGAUUUAGUAAUUAUCACAUUGUCACUGGCAAUUGUUUUAAUGUUCAUUGACACAAUGUACUUGCUGUGAUUUACCAUUCUCCUCUAAAAGAUGCACAUCCUCCUUAAGGUUUAGUGUCACAGUGAAAUAAUUUACCAAAUGUAUUUGUGAAAGUAGUUUAUUUACAGCAGACUUAAAGGAAAGAUACAUUUUUUUGAACGAUUAAAAAUCUGAUUAAAAAGUCAUUUGUGCCUGUUCACAGAGAGACAUCUAUAA